AUGGUCAGGUACCUGGGCUCUCUGUGCGCUGUGGCAUUCCUGCAAACAUCCUGGGUCUCACUGGCUGCAGCUUCAUUCGUCAAUCCAGUCCUCCAUGAUCUCUUUCUUCGAGACGACUCCUCCUGUGCCACUAAUUACACUUCAUGUGGAAGCUCAUAUCCGUUAGACUUUUGCUGCUCUUCGGACACAACAUGUCUUGGCUUGGACAACUACACCACUGUCCUUUGCUGUCCAACUGGCUCGGAUUGUUCCUUCAUUGUACCCAUUACUUGCGAUAUGCAGUUGCAGAAUGCCACCGCUUAUCCAACCGCUCCGGUCAAAACUACCUUGCUGUCUGACGACCCGCCAGCUUGCGGUAGUGGGUGUUGUCCAUUUGGCUAUACAUGUGCAAAGAACACCACAUGUGUCCUUGAUAGAUCAACCUCGUCACUAGCAAAUUCUUCUGCCUCUGCUUCCAGUUCAUUGACAACAGCCUCGACUACGGUCUUGUCAACAUCAGGCCCCCUGACUAUUGCCUCCACCACUCCGACAACUAUAUCUAUCAGUGAUUCAUUGCCUACAACAGCAACAGCGGCAGCUACUUCUGAUGCUUCGGUCAACUCGACACAAACUCAAACAGCUGCUACUUGCCAGGAAUAUCCUGCCAAAGCUGUUGUCGCUGGCUUCUUCCCCGGUGCAAUUGCGGGUUCUCUGGUGGCUGCAAUCAUUGUGAUGUGCAGACGACGUUCAGCGCAGCACGAGGGAGAGACCACCAACCAAAAGAGUCAUCGAUCUUCGCGAGGUGCCAUCAUCGGGAUAUCAGACCCCAUCCCAGACGAGGAUAAUGGCUCAUUCCGAACCGACUUCCUCCUACGACAGAGGUUUAGUGGUCGGUACCCAACGCCAGGCACUGUUUCACGUCCGAAAUCGAGGAUUCGCCGGACCGGGACACGGGUGAAGAGUAUCUUUAUUGGGGCGAAUAACAACAACAACAACAACAACAGAACCAAUCCCAAUGCUGUCAGUCCCCAAUGGAACAGUGCAUCACCGCCACCUGUUCCUUCUAUGCCGGCUGCACGUGAGAUUCCAGUCACUCCGCCGCAGCAGACUGGAAGACUCGGUCCACGGGAGCCCAGCACGGAGAGUAUCAAGGUCUAUUCUCCUCCCAACAUGCUAGGCAUUGAUCAUAGCAACCGAGAUCGUAAUACCACUUUCAGCGAGGUUAUGGAACAGGCAGGUUUUCACAAUGACAAGGGCGAGCCUUCUUACAAAGUCACCAAGACUCCUAGUUUGUCGGAGAAGAGCCCAUCGCAGACGAAGUAG
Talaromyces atroroseus is the source of this 1302-nucleotide messenger RNA. RefSeq lists its product as hypothetical. The record is from RefSeq and is a predicted model, not a curated record. NCBI's taxonomy places the organism in Eukaryota, Fungi, Ascomycota, Eurotiomycetes, Eurotiales, Trichocomaceae. Bases 1 to 1302 code for a protein of 433 amino acids. The transcript has a single exon.